UAUAUAUUUUGACAGGUGGCCCGAAUUUGUGGUUAAUGGCAGACAAAAGUUCAGUCUGGAUAUAUUCCAAAUUUGAGCCCUAAAAAAUACGGCACCGACAGAGGAAAGGAGGGAAAAGAAUCGCAUCUUGCCUGCAACUUAGCUUCGUCUGCACGUCUGGAAUUCCUUUACGCCUUUCAAAUCUUGCCAUUUUUUACCAGCUCGGUCGACGGAAGUCCUCAGAUCUUCAUCAUUUUGUUUCAUUUGGUUUGUGUUUUGUCAGAUCUUCAUCAUUUUCAUUUCAUUUGCAGUUGCAGCAACGCCAUGGCGGACUGGGCGCCUGUUGUAGUAGGCUUCAUAUUAUUCAUUUUGCUGUCGCCGGGACUGCUUUUUCAGAUUCCUGCAAAUGGCAAAACGGUGGCUUUCGCCAACUUCCACACCAGCGGCAAGUCCAUUGUUGUCCAUACGCUGAUUUUCUUCACUGUCUUUACUAUUUUGCUUUUGGCGAUAAAGAUCCAUAUUUACGCCGGCUAAAUGGCCGGAAUGCAGGGUUUACUGAUGUAUUUAGCAAGUUCGCUCAGAUUUUGUAGCUUUUUAUAAAUGUAAGGGCUUUGCUCUCCAUUGUGAUAUUUUGUCAUGUAAUAAACGUUUCCCUUUGGUGUGAAAUGGAGUCCAUUAUCUGGCAUUUUGGUGUGACAUGGAAAUGGAAUGUCUGUUUAGGGUUCUGAUGCGCUUUGGUGUUUCAGUUUCUGUAGUUAGGGUUUUUGAAACCAGAUGAUGUUACAGUCGCUUAAGUUAGGGUUUUGAGCUCGUGAUAUUAAAUGUAUGGAUUUGAAGUUUGUUGGAAAUAUAGUAACCGUCCAUUUUGAAAAGCAA
Messenger RNA from Cryptomeria japonica (Japanese cedar), 855 nucleotides. RefSeq lists its product as uncharacterized. The record is from RefSeq and is a predicted model, not a curated record. Lineage: Eukaryota; Viridiplantae; Streptophyta; Pinopsida; Cupressales; Cupressaceae. The coding region runs from base 304 to 513 and encodes 69 amino acids. The transcript has a single exon.